AUGCCGCCCAACUGUCAUUUCGAGUGCGGCACCUGCCUGAAGGAGUUCCCAGCUGGCUGGCACGCACGCGAGAAUCACUGCCGCUCGACAGAUGACUAUUAUUGGGAAUGCACAGAGUGCAACGAUGCCUUCGACACCGAGCAGCAAGUCGUGCAACACGAGGCGGAUGAGCACCUGUACUGCAGGCCCUGUGAGCGGUACUUUCAGAGCGACAACAGCAUCAGGAUGCAUCUCAACUCACGUGUCCAUCGUGGAGCCAACAUCGACUGCCCCUUCUGCGACCGUAGCUAUACUGCCGCCACGGGUGUCGCGCACCACCUCGAGGCCGGCUCCUGUCCCCGUGCUCCAAAUCUGAAUCGCGACGAGAUCUUCCGCAUGCUGAGUCGUGUAGACCAGCAAGGCGCCAUGACCAAGAAGUUGCUUAGCUGGCACGGAUCCACCACGUACGAAGCCACUGCGCUAUCUUGGAACGGACGCGCUUAUGAGUGCUACCUCUGCCACCGCUCUUUCACGACUUUGCAUGGACUCAACCAGCACCUUGGUUCUCCCAUUCACCAGCAGGCACUCUACCACUGCCCAAAGCGGGAUUGCCGCCAGGACUUCAAGAGUAUUGCGGGUUUUAUCAACCAUCUCGAAAGUGAGACCUGUGGCUACAUGCGCUUUGGCGACGUCCAGAAACGCGCACAGGACAUGCUGAGAAACGGCCGGCUUCUGGCGUAUUGA
This is a messenger RNA of Microdochium trichocladiopsis, 723 nucleotides long. RefSeq lists its product as uncharacterized. NCBI's taxonomy places the organism in Eukaryota, Fungi, Ascomycota, Sordariomycetes, Xylariales, Microdochiaceae. Gene Ontology annotation, cellular component: nucleus. Gene Ontology annotation, molecular function: RNA polymerase II transcription regulatory region sequence-specific DNA binding; DNA-binding transcription factor activity, RNA polymerase II-specific. The record is from RefSeq and is a predicted model, not a curated record. Gene Ontology annotation, biological process: regulation of transcription by RNA polymerase II. The transcript is spliced from 4 exons. Bases 1 to 723 code for a protein of 240 amino acids.